Molecule: messenger RNA, 1986 nt
Organism: Eleginops maclovinus (Patagonian blennie)
Lineage: Eukaryota; Metazoa; Chordata; Actinopteri; Perciformes; Eleginopidae
Gene: acat2
Product: acetyl-CoA acetyltransferase 2
Exons: 9
Coding region: 10-1365 (451 amino acids)
Biological process (GO): fatty acid beta-oxidation
Cellular component (GO): mitochondrion
Molecular function (GO): acetyl-CoA C-acetyltransferase activity
Source: RefSeq, a predicted model, not a curated record
GGAAGUGACAUGCUAAUAAAAACAAACCACUCCUCCCAAACACGUGGUGGCGUUGUGUUGCGUUUCUCCUACAGUUCGACUUCCUACUCGAUGCAGCUCUGUCAGGCAGGCAGUGUCAACAUAGCCGUGCAGAGUGGACCCACAGGAACAACAACUCCAGCCAAGCAACCGUCUAUCAAAAUGAACACCGAGUCUGUUGUCAUCGUGUCUGCUGCAAGGACACCCAUUGGGUCCUUGAACGGUGCUCUGUCCACCGUAAAGCUGCCUGACCUGUGUUCAGUGGUGAUCAAGGACGUUCUGAAGCGGGCCGAGGUGAAGCCAGAGGAGGUCUCUGAGGUUAUCAUGGGACACGUACUAACAGCAGGUCAGGGGCAGAACCCGGCACGUCAGGCCAGUGUAGCGGCAGGUAUCCCGUACCCUGUCCCGGCCUGGAGCUGUCAGAUGGUGUGUGGCUCUGGGCUGAAGGCUGUGUGUCUGGCAGCUCAGUCCAUCAUGACUGGAGAGUCCACUGUGGUGGUGGCAGGGGGGAUGGAGAGUAUGAGCCAGUCUCCUCACACGCUGAGAAUGAGAGAAGGUGUGAAGAUGGGCGAUGCCUCCCUGCAGGACUCCAUGGUGGCUGACGGCCUGACAGACGCCUUCCACGGCUACCACAUGGGCAUCACAGCUGAGAAUGUGGCGACGCAGUGGGAAAUCAGUCGAGAGGAGCAGGACCAGUUUGCAGUCCAGUCCCAGAACAAGACAGAGGCUGCGCAGAAAGCAGGACAUUUCGAUCAAGAGAUUGUCCCGGUCACGGUGCCAUCCAGGAAAGGCCCGGUCGAGGUGAAGGUGGAUGAGUUUCCUCGCCACGGCAGCAGCACGGAGAGCAUGGCUAAACUCAGACCCUGCUUCAUUAAGGGCAUCGGCACCGUCACCGCUGGGAACUCCUCAGGUAUUAAUGAUGGAGCAGCAGCAACCGUUCUAAUGAGCCAAUCAGAGGCUGCGAGACGUGGCCUUAAACCGAUGGCCAGAAUUGUAUCGUGGGCUCAAGCUGGCCUUGAUCCAUCUAUCAUGGGAACUGGACCAAUACCAUCCAUCAGGAAAGCAGUUGAGAAAGCAGGCUGGCAGCUGGACAAGGUCGACUUGUUUGAGAUCAAUGAAGCCUUUUCUGCCCAGUCUAUUGCUGUGGUGAAAGAGCUGGGCCUGAAUACAGACAAGGUGAAUGUGAGUGGUGGAGCCAUCUCUCUUGGCCAUCCCAUCGGCAUGUCUGGCUGCAGAGUGCUGGUCACUUUGUUGCACGCCCUUCAGAGGACUGGAGGUAGUAAGGGCGUGGCGUCUCUCUGCAUCGGAGGAGGGAUGGGCAUCGCCAUGUGCGUGGAGAGGGUUUGAUAAGGGAACUUAAUGCUUCUUCACAAAUUGCACUCUUAAAUUAUAAAGGGAUCAUGUUGUUUACGCUGCGGGGAGAUAGAUGUUAAGAGUUAAGGUGGUUGAAUCCUAUCCGAUAGUAGCUUGCUAUUCUCACUGUGAACAUCCAACCCUUCCUCAGGUUAUAGCUGUGUAACAUGAGACUUAAUGUUAGUAGGAUUUAAAAUGUCUAGAUAUUGUAAAUCUAGUGUAUAAUGACCUUAGAUGAGCUAUAUAUGCACCAUACUGCAGUUAGGAGCUGUUAACAAGAAGUAUUGGAUGUUUUCUCCUCCAAGACCUGAUUUCAGUUACCUGUACUAAUGAAGUGAAACAAACUGCAAAUCCAAGGCUUUAAUGCUUUUUGUGCUCCGUACGGACAGGCUUUGGAAGACAUGCUAUCUUUUCUGUAGUUUUUUUACGAUUUGAGAUUCUGAUCAACAUUCCACUUACUCUAUAAUCAAAUGUAGCACGAGCCUUGAAAUGCAAGUGCCAUUAGGUUACGUACACUAGCCUUCUCUAACCUUGUGCUUCCUGUACAUAGCAUGACGCAAGUGUAAUGUUUCCUGCAGCUGUUUUACAUAUCAAUAAAGAAUUGUCCACCAUCGA